Closterium sp. NIES-67 is the source of this 842-nucleotide messenger RNA. The record is from the annotation of a GenBank genome assembly. Lineage: Eukaryota; Viridiplantae; Streptophyta; Zygnematophyceae; Desmidiales; Closteriaceae.
GCAACAAGAAUCGCUUCAAUCGGAGCAAGAACGAGAAAGCUAUGAAGAUUCAAAGUUCAUGAGCUUGCGUUACAAUUGCGGCGGUUACAAAGUGAAGUUGUGGGGUGACUCUAUAUGGAGUUGGGACCUUUGGGGUUGGGGAAAUUCGUCACUCUACUGUAACAGCUGCAAAUUGGUUGGGAACAACCAAGCUAGGUUGGCAAGGGUGGCCAACUUGGAUGGAUUGGUUGGGAAGGGACAAAGGUCAAAGAGAAGAUGAAUGAGAGAGGAGGAGAUGCUAAUGGAAGAGGAGCUGUAGCUGAGAAGACAAGUGAGCCGCCGCCAUCAAAAGUUGAAGCUUUGGAUGGCUCCAACUAUGAUGAAUGGAGCGGACGGAUGAGGAGUGCCUUCAAACGCUACAAGCUACUGAAGAUUGCUGUUGGGGAAGAGAACAUGCCGGAAGAAGGCGAAGCACGCGAACGGUGGAUUGAGAAAAGCGCGGUGCUUUUCGACCUCAUCCUUCAAUCGGUCAACAAGGAGAUGUUCGAGCACAUCAAGGAUCUUGUGGAAGCGGAUGAUUCGGGUCCAAGGGCGUGGAAACUACUACGCGAUGUGAUUCAGCCCAACACUCUCCCGAUGGUGAUCGUGCUCGAGAAGGAACUUGCUGCCAUCUCCAUGCGAGCAGGGGACGAUGUGAAGCCGGUCCUUGACAAGAUCAAGGACACCUAUGCAAGGAUGGCAGCAGCGGGCAGCAUUGUAUCUCAGCUGCAGCAGUGCACCAAGAUCAUCUCGGUGUUGGACAACUCUUAGGACAACCUCAUCCCCACCCUCAACUCUCAGCAAGAUCAAUGGACACCUGAGUG